This is a messenger RNA of Prunus armeniaca (apricot), 9813 nucleotides long. The record is from the annotation of a GenBank genome assembly. NCBI's taxonomy places the organism in Eukaryota, Viridiplantae, Streptophyta, Magnoliopsida, Rosales, Rosaceae.
AUGAAUAUUGUCAAGGGUGUUGCUGACCUAAUUCGAAGGACUUCUGGUGGCCAUGAUGGAGAUUCUGCUUCAGGGUCACAAGCUCAGAAGUUCUCUCCCCCUGGUCCGAAGAUCCGAUUCAGUGAAGUUGGAGAUGAAGCUGUCCUGAAUAUACUUUGGGAUAGAUACGAAAAAGCUAUUGAUAAGGUGGAAAAGAGGAGGCUGUUUCAUGUUUUUCUUAAGCAGUUUCUAGUUGUAUACAAGAACUGGGAACCAGUAAAUUGUGGCCAAAUUUCAGAGGUUGCUUCAACUACCAUCCAAACUGCAGAGUAUUCAUCAAACUCAGAUGUAGUUACUGGCUGCUUUGCUGGACAUCCUGCAGAAGUCAUUUUAAUACUGACUGAAGAGAUUACACAAUUAACUGCUAUGGUUGCAGAGUUAAACACCAGUACAGUUCGUUCAUCAGCAGACUUCUCUAACCAUUCCACAACCUUAAAUAUCAUAUCUGAAGGAAUGCCACUCCUGGAUGCUCUUAUGAUUGUUACCCGUUCGUUGCACAAUUGCAGAGUUUUUGGGUACUAUGGUGGGAUUCAAAAGCUGACGGCAUUAAUGAAAGGGGUUGUAGUCCAGCUUAAAACGAUAAGUGGUGCACUUUCAGCUGAUGAAAAGUCAUCUGAUUAUACUGUGGAGAGGACUGGACUCCUGCAACAAAUACUUGUAUAUGUGGUGUCAAUAAUAUGUAGUUUCAUUGAUUUAAAUUCAAAUGUAUAUGAAAAAGGUCAGUUGUAUAGUAAUACUAUAGGCUCUGUUUCAAGGGAUGGUACAUCUCCAGUUGAUUCUUCUGGUAGUUCAAAGGUUCCUUCUAGUGAAAUAAGGUUACGAUGGCAUCAGAGGGCAGUUGUGUCUGUGAUGGAAGCUGGUGGACUUAAUUGGUUAGUAGAGCUGCUGCGUGUAAUCAGAAGGUUAAGCAUGAAAGAACGGUGGACGGACACAUCACUUCUAGAUUUGUCUUUAAGAAUUCUUCAUUCAACAUUAUCUCAGAACCCUCGUGGUCAAAAUCAUUUUAAAAGCAUUGGAGGACUUGAAGUUCUGUUGGAUGGUCUUGGAAUACCGUCAAGUAAUGGGCUAAUGUCGAAAAGUUCUGCUGUUGAGAAAAGAUAUGAGAACACCUUGUUAAAAAUUUUCCAGCUCCAUGUUCUCUCUCUGGAAGUUCUCAAAGAGGCCGUCUAUGGAAAUAUCAGCAACUUGCAAUUUCUGUGUGAAAAUGGGAGGGUUCAAAAAUUCGCAAAUAGCUUUUGCUCACCUGCUUUCAUGUUUCAAGAGUACAAACAGCAGACCAAGGAUAUGUCUGGUCAACUUGAUUUCCAAAUGCCUAUGGUUGACUUUGGAAGUGAUAAGACUCUGAAAAACCAUAUAGCAGAGACUUCUGUUGCACUUCCUGCCAAUGUUUCUUACUCUCAACUUUGGAGUGAUUAUGCUGUGAAGCUGAGCAGGGUAUUUUGUUCUUUUCUUCCUGCUUCAGAAGAUAUUAAAUCUCAUGAUCUCGAAGCGUCCACUGGCCAGACCGCUGUGGCAGUUUCUUCAUUGUAUGGUGAACUUUCAAUCAAAUGGGUUAUGAGGGUUCUUGUUACAGUGUUCCCCUGCAUUAAGGCCUGUUCAAAUCAAAAUGAUUUGCCAAGCCACUUAAGGGUCUUUGUCAAUACUCUGCAGCAUUGUGUUUUGAAUGCAUUUAGGAAGGUUCUUGUUUCAUCCCCUGCAUCACUCAAAGUAUUUAGGGACGAGGGAAUCUGGGAACUCAUAUUUUCUGAGAAUUUUUUCUACUUUGGACCAGCUUCUGAUGAUCUUUCUGGAGAGUGUUGCACAUACGAGGAGUCUCCUCCUGAACUACUUUCUGCUUUUAGUGGCAUCAACAAUAUUCUCCAAAUGGAAGUAAUUUCUUUCGUGGAGUUUGCUGCAACUUCUAAUGGAAGUGCACAUAACUUGCCUGAAUUGUCUGCUCUGUUAGAUUCCCUUGAACAGUCUGCUUGCAAUCCUGAGGUUGCUAGUGUUCUUGCCAAGAGUCUGAUUCGCAUAUUACAGAUUUCAGCUGAGAAAACUGUUGCUUCUUUUAAGUCAGUUAAUGCAUUUCCUCGUGUGCUUAAAGUUGCUUGCAUUCAAGCCCAAGAAUCAAGAAGGUUUGUGAAUGCAAGCCCUUCUGUUGAGAGUAACGUUGUUGAAGUGGUUCCAAAUAAUCGAAAAUCCAAUUCACAUGAGACAAUGCAAAGAUGGCUUAAAUGCAUGGAGACGUCUAUGGAGCUCUAUAUGGAAUUUUUCUCAACAGCAGAAGAUGCUAGAAGUUUGGUUCUGCAUAGCUCUGCAUGUAUUGGUUAUUUAUUUGAUUUAUUCUGGGAAGAAGGUUUGAGAAAAAAUGUCCUUAAGCAUAUAUUUGAGCUGAUGAAGAGUGUAUCAUCAUCUGAGGAGGAUCAAAGAGCAAAGUUGCAGUUAUGCUCUAAAUACUUAGAAACAUUCACUCAAAUAAAGGAACGGGAGAAAAGCUUUGCAGAACUGUCUAUCAGUUUACUGGUCGGAAUGAGAGAUAUGCUCCAGAUUGAUCCCGUGUACUAUCAGACUUUGUUUCGUGAUGGAGAGUGCUUUUUGCAUGUUGUCUCUUUACUAAAUGGAAACCUUGAUGAGGCUAAUGGAGAAAAAUUGGUUCUGAAUGUCCUUCAAACUCUUACCUGUCUGCUUGCAAGCAAUGAUGCCUCAAAGGCUACAUUUAGAGUUCUUGCUGGCAAGGGAUACCAGACAUUGCAAAGCUUACUGUUGGAGUUUUGUCAGUCACGCUCAAGUGAAGGACUUUUGAAUGCGUUGCUCGAUAUGCUUGUUGAUGGAAAGUUUGAUAUGAAAUCAGGCCCUAAAAUAAAGAAUGAAGACGUGAUCAUACUUUAUCUGCGCAUUUUGCGGGAGAGCAGUGACUCGUCUCAGCAUAACGGGCUUGAUGUCUUUCAGCAAUUACUGAGGGAUUCCAUUUCCAAUCGGGCUUCCUGUGUCAGAGCAGGAAUGCUUAAUUUUCUUCUUGAUUGGUUUUCACAAGAAGAUAAUGAUAGCGUCAUCUUGAAAAUUGCCCAAUUAAUUCAGGUUGUUGGUGGGCACAGCACUUCUGGGAAGGACAUCCGCAAAAUCUUUGCGCUUCUCCGAAGCGAGAAAAUUGGGAACCGGCAGCAGUACUGCUCACUGUUGUUGUCCAGUGUUUUGUCAAUGCUAAAUGAAAAGGGACCUACUGCCUUCUUUGACUUCAGUGGGAAUGAUUCUGGUAUCAUAAUAAAGACGCCUGUGCAGUGGCCUCUGAACAAGGGCUUUUCUUUUUCAUGUUGGCUUCGGGUAGAGAAUUUCCCCAGAAGUGGAAAAAUGGGUCUUUUCAAUUUUCUUGCAGAAAAUGGGAGAGGGUGCAUGGCUGCACUUGCAAAGGACAAGCUUUUGUAUGAGUCAAUGAAUCUGAAGCGACAAUCAGUCCAGCUACAGGUAAAUAUUGUCAGAAAGAAAUGGCAUUUUCUAUGUAUAACUCAUAGCAUUGGAAGAGCAUUCUCCGGGGGUAGCUUAUUGAGGUGUUACGUGGAUGGUGAUCUUGUUUCUUCUGAAAGAUGCAGAUAUGCUAAAGUUAAUGAAUUGUUAACAAGUUGUAGAAUUGGUGCAAAAUUUGAUAUACCCAUGUAUGAUGACGAUUUUGCUAUGGAAUCUGUAAAAGAUUCACAUCCUUUCCUCGGUCAGGUUGGUCCUGUUUAUUUGUUUAAUGAUGCCAUUUCUUCUGAGCAAGUUCAGGGCAUCUAUUCCCUUGGACCGAGCUACAUGUAUUCGUUCCUUGACAAUGAAGCUGCCUCAUCUAAGGAUAACCCGGUGCUUAGUGGUGUCCUUGAUGUCAAAGAUGGUCUUGCAUCAAAAAUCAUUUUGGACUUAAUGCACAGGUUCUUUCGUUUUCCUGGAAAACUAGUUCUCUAUAAGGCAUGUGAUGGCAGGAAACUCUUUAAUGUUUCACCAAUGCUAGACCAUGUAUCAGAUAGGAACUCAUUUGAGGCAACUGUGAUGGUUGGCACACAGCAAUGUUCCAGACGCUUAUUGCAACAGAUAAUUUACUGUGUUGGAGGUGUAUCAGUGUUUUUCCCUCUUAUUGCCCAGUCCGAGAAAUAUGAAAAUGAAGAAAGUGGACAAUUUGACCAUACAUUGCCUAUUCCUAUCACAAGAGAGCGAGUGACUGCUGAAGUCAUUGAGCUUAUAGCUUCUGUGCUAGAUGAGAACAUAGCUAAUCAACAACAGAUGCAUCUUCUCUCUGGAUUCUCAAUACUGGGAUUCUUAUUGCAAUCAGUUCCUCCUCAGCAGCUUAAUUUGGAAACACUUUCAGCUUUGAAACAUCUGUUUAAUGUUGUCGCAAACUGCGGCUUGGCUGAGCUGCUUACUAAAGAGGCUAUAUCUAACAUAUUUCUUAACCCUCUCAUCUGGUUGUACACGGUCUAUAAGGUGCAGCGUGAAUUAUACAUGUUUCUCAUCCAGCAGUUUGAUAAUGACCCAAGGCUGCUUAAAAGUCUUUGCCGGCUUCCCCGUGUUAUUGAUAUAAUACGCCAAUUUUAUUGGGACAACCCGAAAUCUCGAUUUGCUAUUGGAAGCAUGCCACUCCUUCAUCCAGUCACAAAACAAGUACUUGGAGAGAGACCCAGUAAUGAAGAAAUACGAAAAAUUCGUCUCCUUUUGUUAAGCCUUGGUGAAAUGAGCCUGAGGCAGAAAAUUGCAGCUGCAGAUAUAAGAGCUCUAAUAGCUUUUUUCGAGACAAGUCAGGAUUCGACCUGUAUUGAAGAUGUUUUACAUAUGAUUAUUCGAGCACUUUCUCAAAAACCACUGCUUGCAGCUUUCCUUGAACAGGUCAAUCUGGUUGGUGGUUGUCACAUAUUUGUUAAUCUUCUUCAGAGGGAAUAUGAACCUAUCAGAUUGCUCAGCUUGCAGCUCCUUGGAAGACUUUUGGUUGAUCUUCCAUCUGAGAAGAAGGGAGCAAGAUUUUUUAAUCUUGCAGUUGGAAGAUCUCGAUCUCUUUCAGAUGGUCAUAAAAAGAUCAGUAUGAGGAUGCAACCAAUUUUUUCAGCCAUGUCUGAUAGGUUAUUCAGGUUUCCACAAACAGAUAACUUGUGUGCUUCCUUGUUUGAUGUUCUUCUUGGUGGUGCUAGCCCCAAACAGGUGUUACAGAAGCACAGCCAGGUUGAAAGGCAGAGAAGCAAAGGACAUGUCUCUCAUUUUCUCCUUCCUCAAAUUUUGGUUCUUAUUUUCCGAUUCCUGUCUGGCUGUGAAGAUGUGGCUUCAAGAAUGAAAAUUUUCAGAGAUUUACUUGAUCUUCUUGAUUCAGAUCCUUCAAAUGUUGAAGCUUUUAUGGAAUUUGGCUGGAAUGCCUGGUUAACAGCUUGUGUAAAGCUUGGUGUGUUCAAAAACUACAAAGUUAAUCCCCAAGACCAAGAUGACAAUGAGAAAAACGAGCAAGAUAUAGUGAGGAAUCUAUUUGGUGUUGUUCUUUGUCACUAUGUUCAUUCUGUAAAAGGUGGGUGGCAACAGUUGGAAGAGACAGUGACUUUCCUACUAAUGCAGUGUGAACAUGGGGGCGUUUCAUUUCGAUAUUUGCUACGUGAUAUAUAUAUGGAUUUGAUUAGGAAACUGGUGGAAUUAUCUUCUGAAGAGAAUAUUUUUAUCUCACAACCAUGCCGGGACAACACAUUAUACCUUCUAAGACUGGUUGAUGAGAUGCUUAUCUCUGAAAUUGACCAAAAACUUCCGUUUCCGGCAAGUAGCUCUGACUUUUCGCUUGAUUCCUUAGAGUUGGAACGCCAUAAAGAUUAUGGUUCAGCUUUAUACGAAGUGCUGCAAGGAGAAAUCGAUAGCCAAACAUCCAGGAUCCCUGGGAGUUGCAAGCAGCCAAUCAAUAAUGCAGAAGGCAUUGUAAAUGAAAAGUGGUGGAAUCCAUAUGACAAUUUGUGGAUUAUUUUAAGUGAGAUGAACGGUAAAGGACCAAGCAAGUCCUUACCCAAAUCAUCACCAUCUGUAGGUCCAUCUUUUGGCCAAAGAGCACGUGGCUUAGUGGAAUCUCUGAACAUUCCUGCUGCAGAGGUGGCUGCAGUUGUUGUAUCAGGAGGGAUAGGCAGUGCACUAGGUGGCAAACCUAACAAAAAUGUGGAUAAGGCAAUGCUCUUACGAGGGGAGAGAUGCCCAAGAAUAAUUUUUCGACUUGUAAUACUAUAUCUCUGCAGAGCUUCUCUAGAAAGAGCAUCACGUUGUGUCCAACAGGUCAUUUCGCUUCUGCCAUGUCUCUUGGUAGCUGAUGAUGAGCAAAGCAAAAGCAGAUUGCAGCUGUUCAUUUGGGCUUUGCUUGUUGUGAGGUCGCAGUUUGGAAUGUUAGAUGAUGGUGCUCGUUUUCAUGUGAUAUCGCACUUGAUUCGAGAAACUGUCAACUUUGGUAAAUCAAUGCUUGCUACUAGUAUUAUGGGGAGAGAGGACUCCUUGGAUUCAGGCAACAACGUAAAAGAAGCAGGAUCCAUUCACAAUCUAAUUCAGAGGGAUCGAGUGCUAGCAGCAGUUGCUGAUGAGGCAAAAUAUACGAAGUCAUUAGAUACAGAUCGUCAAAGGCAGUUACGUGAGCUCCAAUCUAGGAUGGAUGAAAAUUCUUCAGCAGAAUCUAAUAAUAGGAAAGCUUUUGAAGAUGAGAUACAAAGUAGCUUGACUUCCAUUCUUGCUUUAGAUGACAGCAGGAGAGCUGCAUUCCAGCUCACUCAUGAGGAGGAGCAACAAAAUGUUGUUGCAAAAUGGAUACACAUGUUUCGUGCUUUGAUUGAUGAGAGAGGUCCAUGGUCUGCUAAUCCUUUUCCAAAUAGUUCUGUAAGGCAUUGGAAACUUGACAAGAUAGAAGAUACCUGGCGACGUAGACAAAAGCUGAGACAGAAUUAUCAUUUUGAUGAAAAGCUGUGUCAUCCUUCGUCCUCUGUGCCUAGCAAUGAGGUUACACCUCCUGUUAAUGAAAGUAAAUCUGGUUUCGUGGGGCACAUUCCUGAACAAAUGAAACGAUUUUUGCUGAAAGGGGUAUGGAAGAUAACUGAUGAGGGCAGCUCAGAACCUAAUGAAAUUGAUACUGAACUUGGUGGGCAGAAACCCUCCAUCCCUAAGGAUACUUCAGACAGCCAGUGCUCCGAAUUAGCCAUGGAAACCAGUGAUUGGAUGCAGGAGAGAAAAGAUUCUUCUUCCUCUUCACUUGAGGCAGAAACUAGUGAGGUUCUUACAUCAGUUCCUUGUGUGCUUGUAACCCCAAAAAGAAAACUAGCUGGACAUUUGGCAGUCAUGAAAAAUGUCUUGCAUUUCUUUGGUGAAUUUUUGGUUGAAGGUACUGGGGGAUCAUCCGUUUUCAGAAACUUCCAUGGUUCAAGCAAUCAUGAUUUGACCAAACCUGAUCAAAAGCAGAAAUCUGUGAAACCACCACUACUUCUUGAUUCAGAUUCUGAGAAGGGUGCCACAGUCGAUAAAUUUGAGGCAAUGAAUGAAAAUGGUCUUAAAAGAAAACAAUUUAAAAAUAUUAAGCGCCACAGGAGAUGGAAUAUGGGCAAGAUAAAAGCUGUUUGUUGGACUCGUUAUUUGCUUCGAUACUCUGCAAUAGAGAUUUUCUUCAGCGAUUCAGCUGCACCAGUAUUUUUGAAUUUUGCAACCCAGAAGGAUGCAAAAGACACUGGAACCUUAAUAGUUGCUACUAGGAAUGAAUAUUUGUUUCCAAAAGGAAGUGGUCGGGACAAAAGUGGAGCUAUUUCAUUUGUUGAUAGACGUGUGGCACUGGAGAUGGCAGAAACUGCUCGAGAGAGCUGGAGGAGAAGGGAAAUGACAAAUUUUGAAUAUCUAAUGAUUCUCAAUACGUUGGCUGGAAGAUCUUAUAACGAUUUGACGCAAUAUCCUGUCUUUCCUUGGGUCUUGGCUGAUUAUUCCUCCGAGGUGCUUGAUUUUAAUAAGUCUUCCACUUUUCGGGAUCUUUCAAAACCAGUUGGAGCACUUGAUGUGAAGAGAUUUGAGGUUUUUGAAGAUAGAUAUCGUAGCUUCUCUGAUCCUGAUAUACCUAGUUUCUACUAUGGGUCUCAUUACUCAAGCAUGGGGAUUGUGCUUUAUUACCUUCUGAGAUUGGAGCCCUUUACUUCUCUCCAUCGAAAUUUGCAGGGUGGUAAAUUUGACCAUGCAGAUCGUCUCUUUCAAAGCAUUGAGGGAACAUAUCAGAACUGCCUUUCUAAUACAAGUGAUGUGAAGGAGCUAAUACCUGAGUUCUUUUACAUGCCAGAGUUUCUUGUAAAUUCAAACUCUUAUCAUUUUGGUGUGAGACAAGAUGGUGAACCUAUUGCAGAUGUUUGCCUCCCACCCUGGGCCAAGGGCUCACCGGAAGAAUUUAUUAACAAGAACAGAGAGGCCCUUGAAAGUGAAUAUGUUAGCUCUAAUCUACACCAUUGGAUAGAUUUGGUAUUUGGUUACAAGCAGCGUGGAAAACCUGCCGUGGAGGCAGCAAAUAUCUUUUAUUACUUAACCUAUGAAGGUGCUGUUGAUCUGGAAACCAUGGAAGAUGAUUUGCAAAGAUCAGCAAUUGAAGACCAAAUUGCAAAUUUUGGCCAGACACCAAUUCAGAUUUUCCGUAAAAAACACCCAAGAAGAGGGCCACCUAUUCCAAUUGCCCAUCCUUUGCGCUUUGCACCUGGUUCUAUUAACUUGACUUCCAUUGUUUGUAGUUCAAGUCAUCAACGGUCGGCUGCCUUAUAUGUGCGUACAGUGGACUCUAAUGUUGUCCUUGUAAACGAGGGGCUCACCUUGUCAGUUAAGAUGUGGUUGACAACCUCACUGCAAUCUGGUGGAAAUUUUACCUUCUCUGGCUCCCAGGAUCCUUCUUUUGGCGUUGGUUCUGAUAUUCUUUCUCCUCGUAAAAUUGGGAGUCCUUCGGCUGAAAAUGUUGAACUUGGAGCACAAUGCUUUGCAACAAUGCAAACACCAUCUGAGAACUUUUUAAUCUCAUGUGGAAAUUGGGAAAAUAGCUUUCAGGUUAUAUCCUUAAAUGAUGGCAGAAUGGUACAAAGCAUCAGACAGCAUAAGGAUGUGGUCAGUUGCAUUGCAGUGACAUCUGAUGGAAGCUUCCUUGCAACUGGAAGUUAUGACACUACAAUCAUGGUGUGGGAAGUCUUCCGCGGUAGAACCCAAGAAAAGAGGACUCGCAAUACACAGACCGAACUACCUCGCAAAGAUUAUGUCAUUGUUGAAACUCCUUUUCGUAUUCUCUGUGGACAUGAUGAUAUAAUUACAUGCUUAUAUGUCAGUGUGGAGCUUGACAUAGUGAUCAGUGGAUCAAAAGAUGGAACUUGUGUUUUUCAUACCCUGCAGGAUGGAAGAUAUGUAAGAUCGUUGCGCCAUCCAUCUGGAUGCGCUUUGUCAAAGCUUGUCGCCUCUCGGCAUGGACGCAUCGUCUUUUAUGCUGAUGAUGAUCUGAGUUUGCAUCUGUAUUCAAUUAAUGGUAAACAUCUUGCUUCUUCUGAAUCCAACGGACGCCUCAACUGUGUUGAGUUGAGUGGGUGUGGUGAGUUUUUGGUUUGUGCUGGUGACCAAGGGCAAAUCAUUGUACGCUCUAUGAAUUCACUUGAGGUCAUAAAGAAGUGUAAUGGAGUUGGAAAGAUAAUUACAUCUCUGACAGUGACCCCAGAAGAAUGCUUCUUAGCAGGAACAAAAGAAGGAACCCUUCUCGUGUAUUCUAUAGAAAAUACUCAACUUCGCAAAGCUAACCUUCCUCGAAAUUCAAAGACCAAACCUUCUUCAACAGGAUAA